Aspergillus welwitschiae is the source of this 1938-nucleotide messenger RNA. Its product is annotated as CCCH zinc finger protein. NCBI's taxonomy places the organism in Eukaryota, Fungi, Ascomycota, Eurotiomycetes, Eurotiales, Aspergillaceae. The transcript has 4 exons. The record is from RefSeq and is a predicted model, not a curated record. Bases 243 to 1613 code for a protein of 456 amino acids.
GUCUCUGUAGAUCUUGCACUCUCUUCGUGAUUGUACAGUAAACUCGGUCCCGAUAGUAUUGACUCCCCGCAGUCUGCCCAAUCUACUAUUCUUUUUGGCUCCAUAAUCUCGAUUGCCGCCGUCUCUGCCGCCAACCAUCACCCUCCCCAUUCUCGGUGCUUCUAUAGCCUUGAGCUUCCCAAGAUCGCUCUCUCACUUCCCUCCUCUAAGUCCCUUAGUGCUCGAACCUUAUCUAGUUCAUCAUGACAGCGCCGGAGUAUCUCGAGCGAUAUAAACAGCUGGCUUCUAUAGAACAAGAUAAGAAUAUCCUAAUCGAGGAACUUUUGCAGCGUGUGACAGAGUUGGAGGCAGCCUUCCAGCAAGAGAAACUCGAUCAUGAACGUGAAACGCGGUUUAAUCGUGAUAUCCAGCUUCAUGAAAUGGAGUUAAUGCAGCAUAUCGCGAGGAUCAAGGCCAUAAUGGACCGCGAGCCCUUCAUAGUUGUGCUACUAGAUGGAACUGGCAUCAUCUUCAGAGAUGAAUUUUUACAAAAGGGAGAAGAAGGUGGAAAGAUUGCAGCCAAGAAGCUUGCUGUCGCCCUAAAAGACUAUGUUGCCAGCAAUUUCCCAGGCCUUGAUGCUCCAAAGAUAAUCGCAAGGAUGUACGUCAACUUAAAGGGCCUGAGUGAGAUGUGUGUCCGAGGCGUCAUUAGCACCGACCCAUCAUCAGUCGAGGGCUUUGCUAGGGGCUUCAACAAUGGCCAUCCACUAUUUGACCUUGUGGAUACUGGACUGGACAACGCACAUGAUAAGAUCGCAGAGGCCUUCAGGGUCAACCUAUAUAACUGUCACUGUCAUCAAAUCUUCUUAGGAUGCGCCGACACCAGUGCAUAUGCCCAGAUUUUGGUGGAUAUAAUGGAAGACAUUGACCUUGUAGGAAGAGUAACCUUGAUCGAGGGCGUCACCUUUGAAAAGGACCUAGCCAAAAUCAAGGCCGCGUACAGAGUCUCACAGUUUCCGGAAAUUCUCCGAAAUACAAAAAUAACACCUGUCUGGGCCCCAUGGAAAGCCGCAGUGGCGUCCAAACCUCCUCCCGCUCUCACCCCAUCACCGAAACCAGGCGCAGUGCCACUGUCACGAACCUCGACCAGCACGUCAACAAACGCCAGUACAUCGCUGUCUUCCACGUCUGCAAGGCCGUCAAGCCCUGGAGAGUUCCAAGUGGUACAGUCGAAAUCAGCUACACCCGCACGGCCCAAGAUCGUUGAACGAAACAAGUACGGUCAACGUGUAGACCGAGUUGACUUUAAAAGCAUACCACGAGAAGAACUGAACCGCCUCAAGAAACUGAAAUUAUGCAACCUUCAUUACCUUCUAGGAGAAUGUACAGUUGAUAACUGUCAGCACGACCACUCGCGCAAGUUGACCAAAAAUGAACUUUCAAUCUUGUCCGCCAUCGCCCGCAUGACCCCCUGCCGAUACGGAUUAGAAUGCGAUGAUCCGGAAUGUACAUAUGGGCAUCGAUGCCCUCAUGCAGAACCCGGGAAAAGGGACUGUUACUGGGGUUCGAAUUGUCGAUUUGAUCCUGCCGCCCAUGGCAUCGACACCAAUAUCGUUAAAUUAAAUAAGGUCUAAUAUUAUGGAUAUAAUAGUUGGGGAAGCGAACGCCAUUACCUCUUUUCAAGUUUGCAGCGCGAGACAGAACCUGCAUUGCUCUAGCCACAAAAGUUGUGUUUUCCUUUGGCCUUUGUAAUGACUUCGCGCAGAUGAGAUUGGACUUUCUUCACAAGUUUCUGGCCCAUUAACAUCGAUAUUCCUGUUUGCUGGCGUGCUUCCUACUUUUGGUUUUCCACUCCCUCGCGUAUGGUACAUAUAUUGAUGAAUAUCCCUAGCUUCGUUACUUAAUCUGUGAGAUUGCUAUCAAUAUGACACUUUUGCCGGUCUCUUAGCCGCUUUCGAU